AUGCCGAAACUAAUUGUUGUAGUUGGCGUUACUGGACUGCAGGGCUGUUCUGUGGCCAGAAAGUUUCUCAGUCUGCCUGGAUGGAAAGUCCGAGGCAUCACAAGGAACCCCUCUGGCGAUAAGGCUAAGGCACUUGCGGUUGAGGGCGUAGAGAUCGUUCAGGGCGACCUAGACGCAGCACCCUCGACACUCAUUCCAGCGCUUACAGGAGCCGCCGCCAUUUUCUGCAACACCGACUUCUUCGCACCGAUAUGGCCGGAAAUAUCCAACCCCUCCUCAACGCUCAAGGGAGAGGCGCUCCUCAAGCACGCGUUUGAACGCGAAGUCGCACAGAACGUGGCCGUGGCCGAGGCAGCCGCCGCGCCUGAGGUGCUGGCUACGCUGGAGCGCUUCGUCCUCUCGUACCUCACCGACAGUACCAAGGCCAGCAAAGGCAAGUACACCAACAUGUACCAUUUCGACUCCAAGGCCGAGGCGGCGCGGCAGAUCGAGGCGCGGUUCCCCCAGGUGCACGCGCGGAUGAACUACCUGCUCAUGGGCCACUACACCAACAAUGUGACCCUCAUGCCCUUCAUGUGGCCGCAGAAGCAGGAGGACGGCAGCUACCUGAUCGCACGCUCGGUUUCGGCGACCACGUGGGUCCCCUUCAUCAACGUGCCCCGGGACACGGGCGAGUUCGCGUGGGCGCUGGUCGAGCACUUGAAGCCCGGCACGACGCUGCUGGGUGCUUCGCAGAUCAUGACGUGGCCCGAGUUCACUAGCCUCUGGGGUGAGCUGCUUGGUGUCAAGGCCGAGUACAAGCAGGUCACUGGGCGUGAGAUCUUCAAGGGCCUUCCUAGCCCGGUGGAUGACGAGAUCAUUAGGAGUUUUGACUUCUGGAAUGAGUUUGGGUUUGUAGAUGAUUCCACUGUCGUGUUCCCCGAUCAGCUUGACACAAAGUUGUCUCUGACCUCAAUGGAGGACUUCAUUAAGAACGAGGACUGGAGCGCGGUCUUGUAG
Messenger RNA from Microdochium trichocladiopsis, 999 nucleotides. RefSeq lists its product as uncharacterized. The transcript has 3 exons. The record is from RefSeq and is a predicted model, not a curated record. NCBI's taxonomy places the organism in Eukaryota, Fungi, Ascomycota, Sordariomycetes, Xylariales, Microdochiaceae. Bases 1 to 999 code for a protein of 332 amino acids.